UUUUGGGUUUUUCGGUGCCCUAGAUGGGGUACUUGCUGAGGGCGCUGUCCAAAGCGGGCGGCGCGACGAGAUCUCAGUGCCGCAGCUUCUUGGUCUCGUCGCAUCACAAUGAGUCCAAGAUCAUGGUGCUUCUCCUCCCGGCCAGCGCCAGGGGCAUCUCCUCCAGCGCCGCCACCGCUCUCGCCAGCUCCAAGUCGGGUACAUUCUCCGAGGGGAAGUUCUCCGCCGAGGCCGCGUCCGAGGAGGAGGAGGAGGAUUUGGAUCCGGAUUCCACCCGGCUCCACAGGACCGAGGUCGUGCCUUACAACUUGCUGUGCAACACGCUCAUCGCGAAUCCUUACCGGUCGCCCAAGGCUGUGGUGGCGGAGUGGCAGGAACAGACCAAGACCAAGUUCACGAGAGAGAUGCUCUUCAAGCUCUUCCGGAAGCUCUGGGGCCGCCAACGCCAUGACCAAGUCUACAAGAUAAUGCGCUGGGUGCUCGUUGACAAGCCCCUCCCCGUCUCGUCCAAGAUCUACGAGCUCUCCAUGAAAGCGGCACAGAAAGCCAACAAGCUCCAGGUCGUGAAGAGGAUCUUCGACGACAUGCCACCCGAGGCCAAGACUCCCGCGGUCUACACGCGGAUCAUGUCCGCCUACUGCAACAAGAACCGAGCAAACAAAGCGGAAUUCAUCCUCGACUCCUUCACUCCCACCACCGCCCAAGCUCAUAACCAGCUCAUGCUCAUGUACAUCCGGAUGGAGGAGGACGAAAAGGCUGUGGACGCUUACAACCGGAUGAGAAAGGCGGGGAUCAAGCCCAGCGACCUCACCUUCUGGACGCUCGCAAAGUACAGUCGCAGGCUGGGGAUCGAGAUCGACAAGAAGGAGGCCGAGACGAUCCUGGACGACACCUUGAGCAGUCUCGACACGAAAAAGGAUGGACUCAACGCCGCCACCAAUGCCAUGCUCGCCUACGCUUACAUGGGCGAUUUCAGUGGCGUGAAGAAGGCCUGGGCCUUGAUCGAGAGCCACGACCACAUCCCAACGUACGCCUUCGCAGCCGGAGUGGAAGCUUUCGGACAGGUCGGGAAGAUGGAAACGGUCUAUCACUUUACGGAGCGUGUCGAGUCGUGGAAGAAGCCGGAUCUCAUGACUUUCUAUCCAUCGCUGGUCCGAGCCUACGUGACGAACGGGAGGAUGGAUCGAGCAGUGGGGCUUGUCAAUCAUCUCAAGAACAAGGAGGGCGAGCGGAAGAUCCCGUUUGGCUGCUACGACGAGCUGAUUGCCGGGCACAUUGCGCUCAAGGAGCGCGAUCUGGCCAUGGAAAAGACCAAGGAAGCGCUCGAGGUGUGCUGCCCGAGGACGAGGCCGAGCUACUUGACGCUCAAGAAGAUGCUGCCGGUUUACAAGAAGGCCAAGGACGUGGAGGCGGCGGAGGCCUUGUUCGCGAGGUACAAAGGGUGGCGAGACGCGCGGGUGUUCAAUCAGCUGCUCGAGGUUUACAUCGCGGCAGAGAGGCCGGCGCCAUUGCAGUUUGAGUUCAGGAUGAUGAAAUCAAAGGUGGCGGACAACGAAGAGACUACCGCGCUUUUGGCUAAGUCCCGAGAAUUUGCCAAGGCGAAGGCUUGAUCUUCCUAUGGGUUUGUGUAACUAUCACUUGAUAGCCACCUUUCUCCCCUUGCAGUGUUUCCUUUUUAUAAAGACGGUCCGUUAGGGUUC
Selaginella moellendorffii is the source of this 1700-nucleotide messenger RNA. RefSeq lists its product as uncharacterized. The record is from RefSeq and is a predicted model, not a curated record. Gene Ontology annotation, cellular component: mitochondrion. The transcript has 3 exons. Gene Ontology annotation, molecular function: protein binding. Lineage: Eukaryota; Viridiplantae; Streptophyta; Lycopodiopsida; Selaginellales; Selaginellaceae. The coding region runs from base 24 to 1610 and encodes 528 amino acids.